Messenger RNA from Pseudonaja textilis, 2798 nucleotides. Lineage: Eukaryota; Metazoa; Chordata; Lepidosauria; Squamata; Elapidae. The record is from RefSeq and is a predicted model, not a curated record.
CGCCGGUUGGUAGCGCAAACUUCUCUUUGUGGUUUUUGCAAGGUGAUGCUCCGAACAGCGUCCUCUCUAUUUGGAGAAAGGGAAGGGAAGAAAGAAGCGAGGGAAAACUUUCAAUAAUCGGAAGAUUAACCAAGAUCAGGAGGCUGCAUUUCUCACAGCCAAUAUGAUGCGUUGGGUGACCCUCCUUUCAUUCUCGGUCAUUUUCCGCCUGUUUUUUGACCUGCCCUGGGUUCAAAUCGUGCCAGCCCUUUUCAUAUUCUACUUGGGCUCCGGUGGAUGGAAGUUCCUCCGUAUUUUCGCCAAGACCAUCAAACGAGAUGCCACGACCGCCAGGACCGUCCUGUCAACCCGCCUGAAGAUCUGGUGGUAUGUGAAACACCGCACCACCAUCCCCAAGAUCUUCCAGCAGACGGUGCAGAGACAUCCGGAGAAGGUAGCCCUCAUCUUCCAAGGCACAGGAGAAACGUGGACUUUCCGCCAGCUGGAUGACUACUCCAACCAGGUGGCCAACUUCUUCUACGAGCAGGGCUUCCGCUCGGGGGAUGCUAUUGCCCUCUUCAUGGAGUCCUGCAACCAGUACGUUGGCCUGUGGCUCGGACUGGCCAAGAUCGGGGUGGAGGCGGCUCUCCUAAACUCCAACGUGCGGCAAGAAUCCUUGGUCCACUGCAUCAAAAUCUCCCAUGCCAAGGCGGUCAUAUUUGGAAGUGAGCUGGCUGAAGCCUUGAAGGAAAUCCAGCCCUGCUUGGAGAAAUCCAUCCGUCUCUUCUGCUCCGGCGAUCGGCAGGCCGUCAACUCCUUGCCUGGGGUGGAAGAUCUCGACCCUCUGGUUGAGAAGGCCCAGCGCCAGCCGCCCAACCCACCGGACAAGGGAUUCCUAGAUAAACUCUUCUACAUUUACACUUCCGGAACGACCGGCUUGCCCAAGGCAGCCAUCAUCGUCCACAGCAGGUAUUUCCGGAUGGCGACUCUGGUCCACGGCGGCUUCCGCAUGACGCCCGACGACGUGGUUUAUGACACCCUCCCUCUCUACCACGCAGCAGGAAACAUUGUCGGAGUCGGGCAGUGCCUCCUGCACGGAAUGACGGUGGUGAUCCGGAGGAAGUUUUCGGCCUCUCAUUUUUGGGACGAUUGUGUCAAGUACAACUGCACGAUUGUACAGUACAUCGGAGAGAUUUGCCGGUACUUGCUGAACCAGCCGUCCAAAGAGGUGGAGCGUCAGCACCGAGUUCGAAUGGCGCUGGGGAACGGCCUGCGGGCCUCCAUCUGGAAGGAGUUCAGCGAACGUUUUGGCAUCCCUCAGAUUGCCGAGUUUUAUGGCUCCACCGAGUGCAAUUGCAGCGUGGGGAACUUUGACAACAAGUUGGGGGCCUGUGGCUUCAACAGCAGAAUCUUGCCCCACGUUUACCCCAUCAAGUUGGUGCAAGUCAACGAAGACACCAUGGAGCUGAUCCGGGGACCAGAUGGGCUCUGCGUGAGGUGUAAACCAGGGGAACCCGGCCAGCUGGUGGGGCGCAUCGUCCAAAGCGACCCGUUGCAGCGUUUUGAUGGCUACCUCAACCACGAGGCCAACAACAAGAAAAUAGCCCGAGAUGUCUUCACCAAAGGCGACUCUGCCUACCUCUCAGGUGACGUCCUGGUGAUGGACGAACUGGGCUACCUGUAUUUCCGAGACCGGACCGGGGACACUUUCCGCUGGAAGGGUGAGAACGUCUCCACGACGGAGGUGGAGGGCACCCUCAGCCGCCUCCUCAACAUGGCGGACGUGGUGGUGUACGGCGUGGCCGUGCCAGGCACGGAAGGGAAAGCUGGCAUGGCGGCCGUGGUAGAUAAGGAGCACACCUGCAACUUGGAGAGCUUUGCUGCAGAAAUGAAGAAAUCGCUGCCCGCUUACGCCCGGCCGGUGUUCCUGCGGUUGCUGAAGGAAGUGCACCAGACAAGGAACCUCCGACAUUUGCUGAUGUGGAUCAAGGAGAACCUGCUGAAAGAGAGGCCUGAAUUGUUUGUGCAAGGAGAGUCAGUGCGCCCGGGAAUCCUAGUGCUUAUUAAUGAUGCAGAUUGGGAACUGAUGGGCAACCUGGAAUAUCAACUGCAAGAUCAGGACCACGUGGUUUUCAUCUCUACCUUACACGGGGGUUAGGCCGCUAGGGGUGUGUGUGUGUGUGUGUCCCAAAACAGCAAGGACAAAACUAAACAACCUGGGUUGAGCCAACUUCUUAAGAAAGCCCCCAAAUUUUGAAGCGUCCUGCAGGGUUGAAUCCCAGCUGUGGAUGGGAAGAAUGUAACUCUGGAGCAUUUUCUCUUGGGCUGUGGGUCAGGCGAGCCCUCCAAGCCGUUGUUGAUUCUUGAGAAACGACGAGGAAACCAGAGGGCAGCAGUUACGCCUUGUUGUGGUUGUGUGUUAUCAGGAGUCCCCAUCUUUUUCUUCCUUAGCGGCCAGAAGAGACAAUCCUAGGACUGAGAUGAGACGUGGGCAGGAGCCUUCUCUGCCUUCCAGGCCUUAGGAUCACACAGUCUGCCUUUGCUUGCCUCUUGUUUGAUCUGCAGACCUCCAACCAGCAUUUCUGUAGCUGAACUGAAAAGCAGCCGCGCGGCCCACCUACAAAUGCUUGCUUUGAAUUUAGGGCGUGAGUCACGCGUGUGCCAAGGAUGUGCAAAAAUCUGGACUGGUCUGGGGGGCGGGGGUGGGGGGUGUCUCCUGCUUGUGCAAGGGAUUGGACUCCAAGACCUCCAACUCUUGUUAUUCUGAUUGUUCUGCUUGCCUUUUUUGUACCUGUGUUUUAAAUAAAUACUGCGCAGAG